Molecule: messenger RNA, 1542 nt
Organism: Ctenocephalides felis (cat flea)
Lineage: Eukaryota; Metazoa; Arthropoda; Insecta; Siphonaptera; Pulicidae
Product: PQ-loop repeat-containing protein 1
Exons: 8
Coding region: 109-987 (292 amino acids)
Biological process (GO): phospholipid translocation; retrograde transport, endosome to Golgi
Cellular component (GO): trans-Golgi network; endosome
Source: RefSeq, a predicted model, not a curated record
UCUAUUUCUAUAUCACGCAGUGAAUAAUUCCCACAGUAUUAUAACAGUUUUAAUGUUCUAAAAGUGUAUUUUUUAUAUUAUUUUUAAAAAUUCAUAAUUGUUUAAAAAAUGGAUUGGGUUAUAAAUGAUGAGCUGCAACUCACUGCUGGGGACUUGGUCGGCUGGGCGGCUGCUGCAGCUAUGAUUAUUGGAGGAGUAGCCCCAUACAUUCCACAAUAUAGACAUAUAAAACAAACACAGGACCCCGAAGGAUUCUCGUUGCAUGUCUGUCUUGCGCUACUUAUUGCAAAUACCUUGAGGAUAUUGUUCUGGUUUGGUAAAAGAUAUGAACUGCCUUUACUUAUUCAAAGUUUAGUAAUGACAUUAGCCAUGUUUUUAAUGGUACAUUUAUGUGUUACUGUAAGACGUUCUAAUCAAUUAAUUCGAGCUAGAGAAAGAACAUUUUCAGCAAGCACAGCAGAAAUUUGGCAACAAUUGAAAACUGGUCGAAGAAACUCCCCAGAUCCCGCCCAACCACAUAGAUUUUAUGAUUUUGAGCUGAAAUUUUUCUGGCAGUGGACAGAUUUUCAGUCCUAUGUGGACUGUAUGCUGGUAAUAUGGGCGUUGGGCGCCGGAUUGACUUUUCUUUUGCUCGAAGUCAAAAUUUUUAUCGAAUUGCUAGGAUUCUUGGCAGCUUUCACUGAGGCAAUUUUGGGUGCUCCACAACUUGUGCGAAAUUGUCGGAACAAAAGCACAAUAGGAAUGAGCAUUAGUAUGGUGGGCAUGUGGACAUGCGGUGAUAUCUUCAAAACGUGCUAUUUUAUAUUGAGGGAUUCGCCAUCACAAUUUUGGAUAUGUGGAAGUUUGCAGGUUAUGCUCGAUAUAGCGAUCCUGCUGCAGGUGUAUAUAUUCCGCGGUCGUCCGAUACCGGCUCGGCCCAUGCGGGCAUCAUACCGGGCGGCGAUGCGUGGUGCUGCAACGCACGCGCAUUCGCAUCGUGGCGAUUAGCGACGCGCCACGGCACCCGCCGUCUUAUAGCACGCGGCCAUGCUUCCCAUAUUCAUUGGUCUACCUAAGGAAGAUGGGAAAGCAUGUAAUAAUCACAACACAAUCAACAUAAAUCUAAAUGAUAUAAACAGCAGCAGUGUAGAAACCUGCUUAUAGCAUUGCGCCCGGGUCCCAAUACUGAUUGGGGCCCCAUGGGAUGCAAUGACUACUCGAAGAGAGUGCGAGCCGCAGAAUGGUAAUCAUCGCAAUAAUACGGAACAAAGGGUCGUAGGCAGUAUUAAAUAUGUAAACGAUAAUGAAAUUGAGACCUGCUUAUAGCGAAGUCUUGUAUUCUUAUUACUAUUGAUUGCGCACUAAGAGUAAAACGCAAUCGACUGAUUCAUUUUACUGACACACUCUAAUGGAUACAGGUGGAAAUGACAGGAAUAUGAAGGGCGGAAGGUGCAGAGGGCACAGAUUUCAGAUACUCCUAUGCUCCUAUGUCCUAUCCCUGAUGUCUGACGUAAAACGAAAGUUUAGGCAGCGCAUGCGUUACCGGACACCGAGCUACUCCCA